Drosophila teissieri is the source of this 969-nucleotide messenger RNA. RefSeq lists its product as uncharacterized. NCBI's taxonomy places the organism in Eukaryota, Metazoa, Arthropoda, Insecta, Diptera, Drosophilidae. The record is from RefSeq and is a predicted model, not a curated record. Bases 1 to 969 code for a protein of 322 amino acids. The transcript has 2 exons.
AUGACGGUAACGCUGAUCAAGAGGAUGAUCAAGAAGUUGAAACGCCUAAAUUUUGACGACGAAAGCGAUCAAGAGAAUCUGUCCACCGCCAUGCCGGACCCGAACACAGAUUUCUCCGCUCAAAUUCGAGAACUCCAACAACAGCUCGAGGCACUUCGGACAAACGUUCCUGCGAACAGAGAUGAGACGCCGCGAACGCACACACGUGUUACCGUGCAUUUGCCAAAAUUCACACACAACAGCCCGCACCUGUGGUUUGCUCAAGUGGAGCGAUCAUUCCGUUUGCACCACAUUGUCGACGACACUGACAAGUUCGACUUGGUGACACUGCAUUUGGAAGAAGAUGUGGUUUUGGCUGUGGAGGAUUUGGUCACUCGUCCACCGGCAGGCAACAAGUACGCAGCAAUCAAAACUCGCUUGCUGCAAAAGUUCGCUGAAUCGCCCGAGACAAAACUGCGACGACUACUUCAAGGAGGAGGUGCCACCGGAUUAAAGCCUUCGGAAAUCUUGGCAAAUAUGCGACGCUUGGCCCCGGAUCCUGAGAUGCCAGCCUCCAUUCGUCCGCUGCUCACCGUAUGGGAUGAGUCGGACUUGGACAAGCUUGCGAAGAUUGCAGACAAAAUGCUCGAAGCCGUUGGCACGAACGCCUCGUUUGCCAUCGGCACAUCUUCAACUGCUGUUCCUCCAGCAAAUCCGGCUAUCUGCGCAGUUGCCCCUGCAGAUCCUUUGAAAGAACUUUCUGACAAUUUACGUUCGCUCAUGCAAGAUGUCACAGCAUUGAAAGAGGAUGUCAAGUGCAUCCAAUCACGCAACCGAUCACGCAGUUCAUCUCGUGGCGCCAGACCAGCGGACAAUUCCGGUCAACAGACUUCAGGAGCACAGGAAAAUCUUUGUUUUUACCACAAGCGCUUUGGUGACAACGCAAAUAAAUGCCGACCACCCUGCGCACGCUCCACGUCGUUAAACUAG